Stylonychia lemnae is the source of this 1548-nucleotide messenger RNA. Lineage: Eukaryota; Ciliophora; Spirotrichea; Sporadotrichida; Oxytrichidae. The record is from the annotation of a GenBank genome assembly.
AUGCCCCUUACUACUUAAAAAUCACUUUGGGAAAAAAUAAAAGAUAAACAGCCCUCUGCUUAACCAUUUUUAAAGCACCAUUAAAUUAAAGAAUACUAGGAAAGACUAUUACAGAAUCCAGUAUAAAUCAAUUCAAGAGCAGUUAUGUCAAUUAACUCAUCUAAUGUGGACUAGUACUCUAGUAACUAUGUAAUUUCUCCAUAAAUAGUACAUGAAAGAUAAAGCCAUUAGAAUGCUUAUAAUUCCUAGUUCCAAUCCUCAACACAGACUGUAUAGCAAAAGAAUUUUGCAAAUUUAGAACAAGAUGUAGGAGGCAGUAUUUUUGUUGACAAAUAAGAGAUUGAAAAUUAGCUUAAGGAAGAUUAAUUAGUGAAUGAUUAGAAAAGAUAAUAAAGUAAAAUCAAUGAGUCAUAGGAUUAAAAGAAUAAUGAUGAAGAAAACUAUAGCUAAGACUCUGAUUUUGAAUAAAUAGAUGAUGAAACUCCUUAAAAUGAGAAAAAUCAUUAGUAAAAUGAAUCUGUUUAGCUUAAUGAAGCAGAAACAGCUUAUAAUGAUAACACUGACUAGUAAAGUAAUAACAUGUAUAAUUAUAGUCACGCUACUAAAGAUUUUUAGAUUCUUGCUAUUGAUAAUAAUGAAGGAGUAGUGUAAAUUAACGAUGAUUUGAGGCAUAUUAAGUCUAAUAAAUAAAUGGAAAAGCAGAGAAAUCUUUAUCAGUAAAACAAUCACACCUCUGAGAAUUCUUAGCUAUUUAAUAAUUUCCAGGUAGUUAAUGACAUAAGAAUACAAAGUGGAGAAGCUUAUUUAGAGAAAGGCAAUUUCUCAACUCUUCAAGAAAUGCUACCCCCAAAUUAGAGAGUAAAGACAAGUAAUACAGCGAUGAUGAUAAAUACAUUUCAUACCUAAAAGCACUCAUUUUUCCAUAUGAGAGAUUAAUUGAACACUGAUGACUUAUCAAGAAAUAACAUAAAUUUCUCAGUUAAAUCUAAAUAAAGUAAGAGUGUACUUGAAUAGGUCAGAAUGAAGUCAUAUCAAACUAAAUCUGAAUUUGAACCUAGUAGUGCAUCAUAUACUGUAAAAGGCUAGUUUGAUAAAAUUUAAGACAAACGAAUGAAGCUGAGUAAGAUAGAAGGCCAUAGGUAAAAUCUAAGAACUCUAUGGGAUUUUGCCAAAUAAACAUGCCAGCCAAUGCUAGUAUCUAAAAUUGCUCCUCCAGGUCCAGGAUAGUAUAUUGAUACUAAGAAAUUUUCAUCAUUACAAAGAAAGGGAUAUUCUUUCUCUCGGGACACCAGAGUUUUUGAUAAAAUGAGGAAGGAGGAAAUUAAAAAUCUAUAUAAAAUUAAGGAGAAGGCUGCAAUGACUACUUUUAUGGAAUCUACUCAUUAGACUCUGCUCAAUAGAUCUUAAUUUGACGGAAACGUUACCAUCUCACCAGUAAGGCAUACAAUAAGUCGUAGCCCAGAUAGAAAUCCAGCCUCCUAUUCAUUUGCCUAAGACUCAAGAAUUUAGAACGUUAGAGAUGUAAGUAUACCUUAGAGAUAUCUUUGA